AUGGUUGUGGUGGAAGAGCAGGAGCAACAGCUACAAACAGCGUGUUUAAAUUGGGAUAAUAGUGUUCAUCAAAUCAAAAAUAAUUCUUCAAAAUUGCUACAAAAUGCACAAAGAUAUGGCAUUGACACGAUGCAAGUGGAACUUGAUACAACAGAAUGCAAAGAAAAUGUGAUAAACCAGACAGCUACGACACUCAGCAUUGAUUCAGAAAAUGUGCUUGUAAAGAAACGUUGUAGUGACUCGUUAGACAACGACAAAGACUCUAACAAAACUACACAACAUUCGUGUCUCGAAAAUGGGUUGAGCGAUAUAGCAGAGACUAAUGCUACAGGAAAUGAAACUGUGAUGGAUGUGGGCGUUAACAAUGAAAUCGAGUCAGUGCCUAUUUCUUGUGAUGCUGAAGACGACGUCAUUACGCAGCAGUUAAGCACGGAUUUAGCAGCUUCUACGAUUGGAAAGCCUAUGGAGAUGGCAUUAACUAGCGAAAAGAAUGCUGAGAUGCAUAUUGAUGCGAUAAAUGAUUGUACAGUGCGUGAUGCUACGGUUGCGAUUGUUCUUGAUGAGUUGGUGACAACAUUGGUAGAUAAUGCAGCGGUUCCAGUGAAGGACUUAGUAUCUGUCGAUGCUGCUGAUGUGAAAACCCUACAAAGUCCAGUCAUCGCGCACCUAAGUGCUGACGAAGCUAUGGAAUUAAUUGAAGUGCACGUAGACGAGGAGAUGCUACCUGAUCCCAGUGCUGCUAAUUGUGAUGUCAUGAUUGAUAGUCGUAAUUAUCAGUGGUUUGAUGGAGAAGAGGAUAACGAAGAAGGAGAAACAAUAGCAAUAGGACCCUCUCUCCUUAGCAUAACAAAUGAUGGAACUGAUGAUGUCUUUGGUCUUGAAAGUAUCGAUCUUGCAGAAGCAAAAUUGCGACUCGAUGACAAAGACGACGUUGAUAGUGACGGAAGUGGCGAUACCCUGCGAGCGUUAAAAAAGCGUCGGACUUCCGAAAUAAAUGGUCCUUGCAACAUUUCAAACCACGAAGACAAGCGAGUGCGUUCAGAACCGAAAAAAGAGCCACAACGGUCGUCGUUGAAGCGUAAGCGUAAAAUUUUUCCGCCAGUAAUACCUCCCGAGUUUGCCAUUUUUCAAAUCGAAGCACAAGAUCCAAUUCUUCGAGGCACAUAUGGUGUACGGAGCAACCGUCGUGCUUCAUUUAUCGGAAACUGGGGCUUUUCCAUAGAAGACUUCAGAAAUCCUGAAAAAAUUAGCCCAUUUGAGUACACUUUACGCACACGUGUGCAGCAACCGCGUCGUAAUGAUGAUAAACACCCGGUGUCUGGCAAGUACGGAGGAUUCUUUAAACUGCGUCAGUUUAAUGGAUCGCUCGUCAAAAGUAAAAGCGCAGCGAACAAUCGCUACAGUUGCACUACUUACUGUGAGAUAAACUCCCACGUUGUGGCAAUCAUAGUGGAAUCCCGUUUUGUUGUUUCACUCGUUGACCUAAAUGAGUAUCGCAACCAUGAAAUUGCUGCGUUUGAAAAUUAUAAGUUUCAUUUCCGUAUCGAACACGAAAGUACCAAAUCCUUGGAUAACAUUCACGUCCGGUAA
Molecule: messenger RNA, 1590 nt
Organism: Plasmopara halstedii
Lineage: Eukaryota; Oomycota; Peronosporomycetes; Peronosporales; Peronosporaceae
Exons: 4
Coding region: 1-1590 (529 amino acids)
Source: RefSeq, a predicted model, not a curated record